AUGGCCAUAGCCUUAUUGGCUCUUCGUGUUUACGCGAUGUACGGUCAGAGCAGGGCAUUGCUUGCGGUGUUUAGCACGUUCAUUCUUGGGAGAUUAGCCAUUGCGAUCUGGCUGGACUUGCUACUUCGUGGUGCCUCCACUAAGAACUCGCUACAUGAGGCGUUCUCUGCUUGCGUAUGCGGUAUUGCUAUCAACUCUAGUCAUGACCAUGAGCUAACUCUGGCGGGUGUGGUAUUCGAUACGCUGGUGUUAGGGCUAACGAUGAUAAAGACCUAUGAUCAUGCGAAGGAGAUGCAACGGCUUGGCCAGCUCAGCGUUACCCAGGUCCUUCUGCGCGAUGGAGUGAUGUACUACACAAUUGCUGUCAUGAUUACCAUCGUCAACGCUACUCUGGAAGUCGUCUCUUUAACCUCUGAAGAGCUUUCCAUAUCGACUUCGGCGUUCAGCGGACUGGUUAUUCCUUUCUUCACCGUCUUGCCCAACCUUCUAAUCAAUCAUCUAGUUCUGAAUCUUCGACUCUUCGGAUAUAAGAAAAUCCCUACGGCUCCAAGGCUAUCCGAGCCGGCGUUCGCUCGAAAUCGUGUACUCGGAAAUAUUGGCGCCCCUCUUGACUUCGGCCAGUGGGAGUCCAUAAACGACGGUGCUGGUGAACAUGGCGGGCUCUCUGAGUGCGAGGACCACGACGUCGAAGGAGGAUUAGUAUCGGCGGAUAAUGCGGCUGAGGUAGGACAGCCUGAGGAAACUGGGGUGUCAGAGGUGCACCGCAAGAAAGACCUGGACAAGAUUCAGACUGCAUCUGUGUAA
This is a messenger RNA of Stereum hirsutum FP-91666 SS1, 804 nucleotides long. RefSeq lists its product as uncharacterized. The coding region runs from base 1 to 804 and encodes 267 amino acids. The transcript has 9 exons. Lineage: Eukaryota; Fungi; Basidiomycota; Agaricomycetes; Russulales; Stereaceae. The record is from RefSeq and is a predicted model, not a curated record.